ACUUCUACUGUACUAAUCCAAACAACCAGUCUCGCAGCUUCCUUCACAGCCUGUGCAAACUCCCUCGUCUCCUCCAUAAUACUACCCAUAAUCUCCCUGCUCCCUUUCAUCUCUCGCAACCUCGACUCCAAAUUCGCCAUACUGCAAUCUGGGCCCAACUACAAUGUCUCCAUCUCCAACGGCUACAACACGCCUAAACAAGCCAUCGACGACGGUGCUGUGGUACUGGCUUAUGGAGAUUUCCUAGAUAAAAUUAUUAGGUUUCUGGCGAUCGCACUGGCGCUUUGGGUCAUCGCGCUGGCAUAUUCGAGGGGUAGCGGGGACAAUAUUGUGAAGAAGCAGGUCAAGUGCAAGUUCUGUAGAAAGUACAUUAGUGAGAAGGCUAAGAGGUGUGUUAACUGUACCAGUUGGGUGGAUGGGAGAGAGGACCGGGGGUAG
Alternaria alternata is the source of this 438-nucleotide messenger RNA. RefSeq lists its product as hypothetical. NCBI's taxonomy places the organism in Eukaryota, Fungi, Ascomycota, Dothideomycetes, Pleosporales, Pleosporaceae. Gene Ontology annotation, molecular function: mechanosensitive monoatomic ion channel activity. The record is from RefSeq and is a predicted model, not a curated record. Gene Ontology annotation, biological process: intracellular water homeostasis; monoatomic ion transport. The transcript has a single exon. The annotation marks the transcript as partial.